GUCGGGGACUGUGCGGGCCGGGCGAUCGACUGGAAGGCUGGGCCUUGGAGAGCAGCGGUCACCCUUCUCUCGCCUCGGCGGCGCCGGUAAUGGAACCUGGAUCAGCUACCAGUCUGUCAGAUGAAAGUGUAACAUGUGGAGUUUGUCAUAACCAACUGAGGAGACCCAAGCUACUUCCGUGCCUGCACAGUGCUUGCCUGGAAUGCCUGCAGAUUGUGUGGGCAGAGCAGAACUUCACCGGCUGCCCCAUCUGCAGUGCCCCCUCAGACAGGGAUGUCACCAAAAUACAAGACAACACGCUCUUGGCCUACCUGGUGAGCACCCUGCAGAUGUGGCAGAGGAUUGGCUCUGGGGUCAACACCUGCUGCAGUGUCUGCCUGGCACAUAGCAAUGAGGAGCCUGCCACUUCUGUCUGCUUCGAGUGCGAUCAGUUCCUGUGCCUGAGGUGCUGCGACAGCCACCAGCUUCUGACGAAGAAGUACAGACAUGUGGUGAUGUCCUUUGAUGACCUGAAGGCGCUCAGCUGUGAGGAGCUUGCAGACAUUGCAAAGAACAAGAAGCAGUCCAUUUGUGCAGAACACAAGGAGCAACAGAUCAGUUUUUUCUGCAAGACGUGUUCCAUUGGUGUCUGUUGCCACUGUCUCUUGCUUCAUCACACUCCCAAAGGUCAUAGUUACCACAGCAUUGAGGAGGAGGUAAUGCUGGAGAAGGAAGUCUUGAAACAAAUGGUGUACUCAACAGAAGAAAAUUACAAUAGAUUUACUGACAGCUACUCAAAAGUGAUGUCCCUGAAGGAAAGAGUGGACUUAAUGAGAAAUGAAAUUGAAGAUGCAAUCAAGCAAAGGGCCAUUGUCAUCACACAAGAAAUAGUGAGUGAAGGAGACAGGUUAUUGCAGGAGCUGGAGGCUCAGCACGAGCUGCAGCAGACUAGACUGGCCAAUGGCCUGUCUCAAACACAUCAAAAUAUUGAAAGGAUGGGAGCCGGGCACAGGCUGGCAGACAUUAUGCUGAGGUUUGGCGUCAAUGAGGAGGUGAUGGAGAUGUUCCAGCCAAUCACAUCAGUCCUUGUGGCUCUGAAGGAGGCAAGGCCCUUAAACUUGAGCACUGAAGUCACUUGCUUGGAAUUCAAGGAAUGCUGCCUGGAGACGAAGGACCUGCUUGGGACUUUCAAUUUCAACAGAGAGCAGGGAGAGGGACUGGACGGCCCAGAAACCAAGGAGGAUCUGCAGAAUGCUUCAAACGAACUACAAGCUGAAGAUUCUUCUUCAGUGGAAGAGGAAAGUACAACAGAUGGCAAGCAACACCACUGGCACAAUGAGCACAACUACAGUCUGAGGGGUGGAGUGCCGGACUCACCCUCACCAAGCGAUACAGAGGAGUUCACCCUCAAUGCUUUCAGUGCUGAAUCCCAGCAACCUCCUGCAGAGUUGGUAAUAAAGUUAUCUGAUGACAGUGUGGAUACUGAUGGCUUCCUCACGGUCAUGGAACACUUCGAGACUUUGCCGACACAUCCUGAGGCUUCCAAAACAUCAAAUGACCAUGGAGCAAAUGAGGGUAGUGGUCAGAUUAAUGGGGAUUGGUACCAGGAGGGGCCGUCAGCUGUGGGACAGAGCCUGGAACUGCGAGGCCAUCCACUGGUGUUCUUCCAGAUCCAAACCACGUGCAUAGGAGGCGAUGAUAUGGUACAGCUCUCGGCAGUGAGUGGUGAGAAGACUUUUAACAAGUAUAUCCUGCCCAGAAAGCCCAUGUUGGUCGGCAUACCCACUGAUAGUGGAUUUCAGAUGGUGGAUGGUGUCCUGUACCAGCGUGGGGAAGCUCAGGCAGCCUGCAGCCUCCAGGAUGUUAUGAAGUCUUUCCUCCAGUUCCUUCAGCAGCUGGAUCUGCCACUGUUGGUUGGUCACCGCAUCUGGACCCACGACAGUCAGAUUCUUUGUAAUGCUUGGGAAGGGCUGUACAUGAAAGAUUGCUUUGCCAAACAUAUGUCAGGAUUCCUGGAUACUCUUUGGUUGGCCAAGAAAGUUCUCCCCAAGUCGAAGGUCAGUAACUUCAAGCUGACGCAUUUAGUGGAGGUCUUGGUUGGUGAGCAGGUUGGUUUUGGUGUGCAGGCCCUGCAGAAAUUGUACUUGGCUCUGAACCCAACACUGCACCAGGCAGAAGACAGUCAGUUUACUCUGUACCAGCUGGAAUGCCGCAGAUCCCUGCAGCCACUUGUUGACCAGAAAGUUAUUUCCCGGCUGAUUGCAGAUAAACUUGCCUUUGAAGAAAUCAGUCUGAAUAUCUUGGAGUUAGCCCACCAGAGUGACCGGAAGUCGGGCCUGAACAACUUAGUUCGAGCCAGCCGGAAUUUGGGAUUACCAAGGAUCCGGAAGAUCACCAAGGCUAUUGGCUCCUUCUUACUGUGCCAGAAGCACAGGAGAGGACAGCUCAAGCAGGCACAGCAAGGGACAAAGGCCAAGUAUAAAUCAAACACCAGUUAGCCAGUGCAGCAUGUGUUACAGAAUAUUUGGUAUGCAGGGGCUAUUCUGACAAUCAUUUGCGACGGCCGUCAUUCCUCGAAUGAAAAGAGUAAAGUACAAGAAGUAGCGGCAACAUGCAAGGAAGUGCGGAGGUGAUGGAGUGACAGAUCCCUCCGAGUGAUCGUCGGGAUGAACAGUUCUUUAAUCAGCCAAAGUUAAAAACCACAGUGUAUGAGUUGAAGUAAAAAGUAUCAAAAAGUGCAGAGUCUGACAUUUUUGUAGUUCUUGAAGAUACAAUAAACUGUUAAGGAAUUUAAAGCUGUUCUCUUUUGUGCAGUGUUAUCUCACCUAGAUGGAUUCAAAUCAAAUUUGGGAACUCUUGUAUCAAAGGGGAGGGUUGAUUGCCUGCCGACAAGCCAUUCCCUGAGACUAUUGCUUGGAAGCAAUGUUAAAUACAGUUCACCUUUGGAUCCCGUUGAA
This is a messenger RNA of Mobula hypostoma (lesser devil ray), 2936 nucleotides long. Its product is annotated as protein PML-like. The record is from RefSeq and is a predicted model, not a curated record. Lineage: Eukaryota; Metazoa; Chordata; Chondrichthyes; Myliobatiformes; Myliobatidae. Gene Ontology annotation, biological process: protein monoubiquitination. Gene Ontology annotation, molecular function: nucleic acid binding; ubiquitin protein ligase activity; zinc ion binding. The coding region runs from base 90 to 2477 and encodes 795 amino acids. The transcript is spliced from 9 exons.